AUGGAGUUGUUUGACGUGGUGGUUCUCUGUCUAGCAGCACUCUUCCUCCAUUCAUGGUGGCGAUACUGGUCACUCACUGGUGGCGGAAGAAAGAACCUCCCACCGGGGCCACCAGGUUGGCCUCUUGUGGGAAACUUAUUUCAAGUAAUCCUCCAACGAAGGCCCUUCAUUUAUGUGGUUCGAGAUUUACGUAUCAAGUAUGGCCCUAUCUUCACCAUGCAAAUGGGACAACGAACCCUAAUCAUCAUUACCAGCUCUGAGCUCAUUCACGAAGCCCUAGUACAGAGAGGCCAUAUCUUCGCCAGCCGGCCACCGGACUCGCCGAUCCGACUCUUGUUCAGCGUCGGAAAAUGCGCCAUCAACUCGGCGGAGUACGGCCCUCUGUGGCGGACCUUACGGCGGAACUUUGUCACCGAACUGAUAAACCCUACAAGAAUCAAACAGUGUAGUUGGAUUAGAAAAUGGGCUAUGGAGAAUCACAUGAAGAGGCUUGAAAAUGAGUUUCUUCAGAAGGGUUUUGUGGAGGUUAUGAAGAACUGUAGGCUCACUAUAUGUAGCAUUCUCAUUUGUCUUUGCUUUGGUGCAAAAAUCUCCGAAGAUCGGAUUAAGAUUAUCGAAAGUAUUCUGAAAGAUGUGAUGAUGAUGACGACGCCGAAGCUGCCGGACUUCAUGCCGGUUCUUAUGCCGUUGUUUCGCUGGCAACUGACAGAAGCAAAGGAGCUGAGAAGAAAACAAAUGGAGUGUUUGGUUCCUUUGUUAAGGGACAGAAAAGCCUUCGUGGAGAGUGGUGGAAACCCCAGCAGCAGCAGUUCAGAGAUGGUGAGCCCCAUCGGUGCAGCCUAUAUUGACUCACUGUUCCAACUUGAACCGGCCGGCCGUGGCCGGUUCGGUGAAGAGGAGCUCGUGACACUGUGCUCGGAAGUGAUCAACGCCGGAACUGAUACAAGUGCUACGGCGACUGAAUGGGCUCUGCUUCAUUUAGUCAUGAACCAAGAGAUGCAAGAGAAGUUGUACAAAGAAAUCGUCCACUGUGUCGGAAAAGAUGGCGUUAUCACCGACGGCGACGUGGAGAAAAUGCCAUAUCUCGGCGCAGUGGUGAAGGAAACCUUCCGGCGACACCCGCCGAGCCAUUUCGUGUUAUCACAUGCAGCAACAGAAGAGACUGAGCUCGGAGGAUACACAAUUCCGGCGAACGUCAACGUGGAGUUCUACACUGCAUGGGUGACGGAGGAUCCGACCAUAUGGAAGGAUCCCGGCGAGUUUCGGCCUGAGAGGUUCUUGGACGGCGGCGAUGGGGUCGACGUUGACAUCACCGGGAUGAGGGGUGUGAAGAUGAUGCCUUUUGGCGCCGGCCGGCGUAUUUGUCCGGCGUGGACUCUGGGUACGUUGCAUAUUAACUUGUUGCUGGCUAAGAUGGUGCGUGCAUUCAAAUGGGUUCCGGUUCCGGGUGCCCCGCCCGACCCAACUGAGACCUUUGCGUUCACUGUUGUAAUGAAGAAUCCUCUAAAUGCUGUUAUUUUGCCCAGGAAUUAG
Messenger RNA from Ilex paraguariensis (yerba mate), 1533 nucleotides. The record is from the annotation of a GenBank genome assembly. NCBI's taxonomy places the organism in Eukaryota, Viridiplantae, Streptophyta, Magnoliopsida, Aquifoliales, Aquifoliaceae.